CAAGUCGUGCAAUCCCGAACAAUUCAAGUUAAUACUAAAAAUUUCAUUUCAACAUUUUGAUUUUUAUUCCAAAAAUUUUCGAAAAAAAAAGUUUAUAAUCAAAUUAUGGAAAUUACUGUCGAAUUCACGGGUGGUGCUGAACUAUUAUUUGGUAAUGUAAAAAAACAUCGAAUAACAUUAUCCAAUGAUGACAAUGAAAAUGAACAUCCAUGGACGAUAAAACGAUUGAUUGGUCAUCUUCGUGAUGAAUACCUUAGAGAACGACCUGAAUUAUUUUGCUCAGGUGAUUCAGUUAGGCCCGGAAUUCUAGUGCUUGUUAAUGAUACUGAUUGGGAGCUAUUAGGUGAUAAAGAUUAUCACAUUAAAAUUGGCGAUCAGAUUUCAUUUAUAUCGACACUUCACGGUGGAUAAUAUUGUUUCAUUCAUCCCAUUCAUAUCCAAGAAAACACCUCACACAUCAAAACUGCAUUUGGAUGUGUUGCAUCAUGGUAAUCCUCAUAUAUUGCAACCAAUUUAAUUACCAAAGGAAAAACAUUAAUAAAACAAUGAUUGCCGUUCCUGCAAAACCAGCGAUGACUUUUUGUUUUUCAUCUGUCAAACAAAUG
Messenger RNA from Dermatophagoides pteronyssinus (European house dust mite), 605 nucleotides. RefSeq names its product Ubiquitin-related modifier 1 (gene Urm1). The record is from RefSeq and is a predicted model, not a curated record. Gene Ontology annotation, biological process: tRNA thio-modification. Gene Ontology annotation, cellular component: cytoplasm. NCBI's taxonomy places the organism in Eukaryota, Metazoa, Arthropoda, Arachnida, Sarcoptiformes, Pyroglyphidae.